AGUUUACUCACUCCUUUUUUCCUCCUCCUUUUUACACUCCUUGCCCGGUGGACGGGUGCGAUCAUUUCUACUCCCGCUUGCUUGUUCUGUAAACACAACCCUGCGUUUGUGUGCGUCUUCCGAAACGCACAAAUCUUUCUGGAAGCUCAAGGAGGGGAGAUCAUUCAGGAGAAUGGGUUAUGAGGGAAGAAUGGAGUUCCCAGACCAUAGCCGCCAGUUGCUGCAGUGUUUGAGUCAGCAGCGUCACCAAGGUUUCCUGUGUGACUGCACCGUUCUGGUCGGGGAGGCUCGCUUCAAGGCGCACAGAGCCGUGCUGGCCUCCUGCAGCAUGUACUUCCAUCUCUUCUACAGGGACCAGCUUGACAAAAGGGACGUUGUGCAUCUCAACAGUGACAUUGUGACAGCGCCGGCCUUCAGUCUGCUGCUUGAAUUUAUGUAUGAGGGCAAGUUGGAAUUCAGCACUCUUCCAGUGGAGGACGUGCUGGCAGCAGCCAGCUACCUCCACAUGUACGACAUCGUCAAAGUGUGCAAAGGCAAGCUGAAAGACAAGGAGCUCUCCCCGCUCGACGAGAAGAUGGGCGAGGCUUUCGGACUCAGCUGUUUGGAGCGGGACAAUUCCUCGGACGGCGAGCCGCGCGGUGACAAGCAGCCCGGAAGGCGACGGGCUCGGGGGCCCCCGGGGCCCCCCUCCCCGCCGGAACAGUUUGACACGGACAGCGGCGAAGCGGGGCUGGCUGUCAGCGACUGUGAAAGGUCUGCGCGGAACAGGCAGAAGGCAAACGGUCACUCCGGCAGGUCCCCGGACCUUGUAGGUGUCAAUUAUGUGUCAGCGGAGGGCGAGCCUUGCGUCCAAACAGCUGGAAAAACAAACGCUGAUGUCAGUAGUUCCACCGUAUCACUGUCCCGGAGGUCCCGGGCUUCGGAUGACAUGGACUGCGCUCUGGAUUUGUCUUUCAAGCCUCUGUCUACCAGAGAUCCCUUACAGGCCUCCUACAUCUCGGGACAGCUGGCCCUCGACAGCCAGCAGCAGGGCACUGAGCCACUUGUUAAAGAUGAACACGACUUGCUGUCAGAGCAGGAGGACAGUGAGCCCAUGAGCCCCGAGAGCCAGCGCUUUGGGAAUAGCGCCAGGAGCUCAGUGGUGACAGGGUUCGCUGCCCUCUUCCCAGGCAACAACGGCUCCACCGCCGCCCUCCUCUCCCAGGAGGAAGACCUGAUGGACGGAGGGGAGGCCUGCGGGCAGAGGAGGGAGGGCACCCCCGGCGGGGAGGAGAGGAGGGGAGGCUCGGGGGACAGCGAGGAGGAGGAGGAAGACGACUUGGCUUCUUCGGACAUCUCCACCUCCAGCGGUGUGCUCUUGCCCGGCGGGCAACAGGCGUGCGUGUGCCCCCUGUGCAGCAAAAUCUUCCCCAGCCCCCACGUCCUGCAGCUGCACCUCAGCUCGCACUUCCGCGAGAAGGACGGCGCCCGCUCCAAGUUGUCGCCCGACGGCUCGGUGCCCACCUGCGUGCAGUGCAACAAGACCUUCUCCUGCAUGUACACCCUCAAGCGGCACGAGCGCACGCACUCCGGCGAGAAGCCGUACACCUGCGGCCAGUGCGGCAAGAGCUUCCAGUACUCGCACAACUUGAGUCGCCACGCCGUGGUCCACACGCGGGAGAAGCCGCACGCGUGUAAAUGGUGCGAGCGCCGCUUCACCCAAUCCGGGGACUUGUAUCGCCACAUCAGGAAGUUUCACUGUGGCCUUGUUAAAACGCUCGCCAUCGGAUAAAGCGCUCGACCUGUGCCGACUCGACCCCCGUGUGUCUUCUCACAAAUUAGUAUUCACACACUGGCAGUUGGGAUUCUACUCCUUUUGGCAUUUCUCUCGACGUAGCAACUUUAGGAGCAACUGGCCCAGACUGGCAAACGGCAUCCGCGUGCAAGUUGAACAAAGCAGAUGAUGCACUUUGUUUGUGUCUCGUGUCCGUGUGUUGACUCUAUUUGAAGAGCCGAAAAGCAUCCUGAGGGCACAAUACAGGAUGCUAACGUGUGUUUAUACAAUCGACUAUUUGUGCACAUAGGAGAUCAGAACCGUCCGUUUUCCUACUUUAAUAUUAUUAUUUAUUGGGGUAUUUUUAACAAGUAUUUGGAGGCAGCAAAACUAAUGAAGUUAAACGACUGGAAUUUUCUUUUCAUGGAUGUUUUUGUUUAUAGGUCAACAUUAAACAAGACAAAAGUAUAAUGUACAUUAUUGUAUUUUGCCUUAGAAUCACCUGUCCUGUUUUGAAAUCAUGAAUGUGAACUAAUUGAAGAAAUGGCCUCAUUGCUACUUAAAAAAUGUACAUUCAAAGGAGAGGCUAGAGUCGAUGCCUGUAACACUUGUGCCUCUUUAGUGUACUUCUUGAAGAGCGAUCUAUCGCCAUGCCUUUUUGUCAGAUCCACUCACGCAUACCGGAGGCUAACAAUGGUAAUAGGCAGCGCUGGAAUGCAAAUUGAUCCACGAGUGCCCUUAGAAGUGUGUGACCCAACCAUGUAAAUGAAGCUCUUAUGAUGUUAUUGAUUGUAGAAGAAGACAAACAGCAGACGAGUGUGAUAUUUCCUGGUAUGGCAGCAGUAUAAUCAAAGCAGUACUUAGUCACCGUGCGGGGACGGAACGAGACAGGUGGAAAAUCACAACCGCUAAAGAUACUUUCUUUUUAAAUUAACAUUCUCGUGCUCACCGUAGUUUCUUACUGUAUGUUUUACUACUGAAGUUGAUGCCUUUAGCGAUUUAAAAAACAAACAAAAAAAAAACAAGGUUGUGGGCAGGAAGGAGUUCAACUCAUUGCUAAAUAGUUUCUUUUUGUGUCUAAUCUGUCCUGAGAAGACUUGAUCGGAAUUUAUUUAUUAGUUUGGUUCAGGGUUUACUGUAGGUGUGUUUUGAUUAGCUCGAAUGUUGGUACUAUUAACUGGUCUUGGGGCUAUCUCUUUUUUUUUUUUUUUCCUCUCUGUGCAAAUCAAGUUACUGUAAUUGUGCUUUAAUAGUGAAAUGUCAGUCACACGGAACCGAGAGAAGCACUUGUUUUUUUUUUAGCAUGCACAACCAGUAGUUUCAACACUAUUUCCUAGGCUGCUAUCACAAUUUGUAUAUUUAAUGUAAAUAUAUAUUCUAUUUAUGCGUGUUUUUAUAACACCCAUGGGGUGGAGUGGGUCAGGUGUCUUAUUAAGGCUGCAUUGUCUUCCCAGGGGUGGGAGUGGAAGGGGGGGCGAGAGGUAAGCAGACUGCAAAUCAGAAUCGGGAUUUUCAUUCAGCUCUGCUGUUCUACCACAGGAAAUAGUUUUUCUACAAGCACAGCCCAUAGUGAGUUGGCUACCUAUAGAAAUGAGACAAUACUAGCAUUGUCCCCCCCGCGGCCCCCACAUCCACACACAAGUCCCAGGUAGUUCUCAAGGGAUCAUUGUGUAUCUCCCUUCGAGCUGAGGGGUGGGGGCAUGUGCACGUUUCUCUUGGCGCUCUGCUGUAUUGAAUGGAGGCAAUGGAAUGUGAGAAAUGUAUUUAGGCGAAGGGAAACCAAGGAGACUGUAAACAGGUGUAUUGUUUAGAGGCAUCAAAGUCCUGCCCCCCCCUCCCCCCCCAGCCCUCCCUCCGCACAGCAUGCAGUUAGAUAAAUGCUUCAUUGUUCUACUGAGGGGAGAGACCGUUGCGAUUUGAUUGCACACCUAUAAAGAGAUUAUCCGAGUUAUCAUUGCAUCCCGUGUUCCCAAUGAACACGUAGACCUACAGUGAUACCCAUGUAUGGCCCCUGUUCUAACAUUGAAUAUGUCAAAUUAAAAAUUUGCUAAAAUUAAUUACACUACAAAAUUUUGAUAUUUUCCCGAUUUUUCUGCCUGUCAAGAUAUCAAGGUUAGCAUCGAUUGUGCAGUAAAUAUUUAAAUAUACUUUUAUUUACUUGCUGUUCACAAUCUCAUUUUGGGUCGUGACCCACCAGUUGAGUGACAUUGAUCUUAUUGAACAUAAAAGUGAACAUUAACACUGGACCCUCUUUCAAGACUUCACUUGGUAUGUUUUUGCUACUUUUUUAACAAAAGAAUUGUAACAGUUUAGCAGCAGAAUUCUGCUCAAGCAUCCAACCUGUCUUACACUCCCUCAGUGUUACCAUUUUCAUGAGCACCACUAUUCCAUGUACAGUGAAACCUCGAGUUACAAACUAUUAAUCCUGUAACCUUGAAAUGUUCAUAUAUUGAGGUAAUGUUUUUCAGUGAAAUUAAUAGUAAUAUGAUUAAUCCGUUCCAGCCCCAUAACUAAGUUAUACCCACUUCAAUUUUUUUAAUGCGUCUGUUGUUACAAAUAAAUACAAUAUAGAAAUAAGUGAAAACACUGUUAUUUAAAAAAAAAAAAAAACAACACUUGACAGCUAUGCGUUACGCAUGUUGCCAAUAAUGGUUACACAGUGCAAGAAAAAGCACAAUAUAGAUCAUCCAUCAGCAACAAACAUAUUGGACGUUACCCAAAUUGUUCAUAAAAAGGAAUGUUUGUAACUCAAGGUUCCACUUAACGUGCUUUUUGUGUAACAUUAAUAAUGUAUACAGGCGAGAAAAUGCUCCACGUUCGGUCAGAUGUUUCCUGAUUCUUGAAUGUACAUGUGUACAAAGGCAAAAAAAAAAAAAAAACUAACACAGUGUAAAGAUGUGUAUUUCUUUUAUGGCAGUUAUUUAAUGCCCCAGGAUGUUCACCGAGCGUGCCUUGUCGACACAAAUAGGUGUUGCAUCUGGAGGCGCCUGAUUGUCCUUUGUGCACUUGCUCGAGUUCACACAACCCAACAACUACUGAUUUCUUUCUUUCAAAACACAUCGUGUAAAAUUCAUUUAAUUUUUGCUGCUUUGUGAGAGGUUCCGGGGAUGUUAUUUCAUUGUGUGAAUAAAUUUUACGAGGUGUUAAAUUGAGGACAAGCAUUUGUGGGAUUGUUUUUGUGUCCAGUAGUUCCUUGGGUCAUGUCACUGCAGAGAUUCUCAUUGUUGUCUUUUCAUGGAAACAAAAGGCUAUGUUUGCCUAACUCACGCUGUAUGAUUUUGAAGUCAGGAAAUGGCCAUUAUCAAACACUGGAUUUGUGUCCUCUGUUGCAGGUUCCAACUGUGAAUUUGUGUAAGAUCACAAGAAAUAUUUAUUAUUAUUAUUGCAUUUGUUUCUCUUGCAGCCUCUGACUUUUCAUUUGGUUACAUCAGCUAAAUGUCAAACGGACAACUUUUUAAUUGAAAUUGUAGAAGUGCCAUUAGAAUUUAAUAUAAUUUUUUUUUUAAUAAGAAUCAUAUAUUUUAUAGUAAUUGCUUCAGUGUUAGUGGUGUAGAGAUUAGAGGACAAUCUUUGAUUAGAUACUGAGGCAAUUUACUGUGCAUUUUACUUGUUUUGUGUGUGUUUACCGAGGUGUGUGUGUGUGUGUGCCGUGGAAAUGUGACAAUCUGGAUUUAGGUCUUUAUAAGACUAUGCAUAGAAUUAAAUGGAACAACUUUG
Syngnathus acus (greater pipefish) is the source of this 5470-nucleotide messenger RNA. It is a transcript of the gene zbtb42, whose product is annotated as zinc finger and BTB domain containing 42. Gene Ontology annotation, molecular function: protein binding; DNA-binding transcription factor activity, RNA polymerase II-specific; RNA polymerase II cis-regulatory region sequence-specific DNA binding. Gene Ontology annotation, cellular component: nucleus. NCBI's taxonomy places the organism in Eukaryota, Metazoa, Chordata, Actinopteri, Syngnathiformes, Syngnathidae. The record is from RefSeq and is a predicted model, not a curated record. Gene Ontology annotation, biological process: regulation of transcription by RNA polymerase II.